GGGGUUGGGAAGAUGGCGGCUCCCAGCCUCCUCAACUGGAGGCGGGUUUCCUCCUUCACGGGGCCGGUCCCCCGCGCCCGGCACGGACACCGGGCCGUGGCCAUCCGGGAGCUGAUGAUCAUCUUUGGAGGGGGCAACGAGGGCAUCGCGGACGAGCUGCACGUCUACAACACGGUUACAAAUCAGUGGUUCCUACCAGCUGUUAGAGGUGACAUUCCUCCAGGUUGCGCUGCCCACGGAUUUGUCUGUGAUGGUACCAGAAUAUUAGUGUUUGGGGGAAUGGUUGAAUAUGGAAGAUACAGCAAUGAGUUAUAUGAGUUGCAAGCAAGUCGUUGGUUAUGGAAAAAAGUGAAACCCCACCCCCCUUCUUCUGGUUUACCUCCUUGUCCUCGGCUUGGACAUAGCUUCUCUUUAUAUGGAAACAAAUGCUAUUUGUUUGGUGGUCUGGCAAAUGAGAGUGAAGAUUCAAACAAUAAUGUUCCCAGAUAUUUAAAUGAUUUCUAUGAGUUGGAGCUACAGCAUGGUUCUGGUGUGGUGGGUUGGAGCAUUCCAGUGACUAAAGGGAUUGUGCCUUCUCCAAGAGAAUCCCACACAGCUGUGAUAUAUUGCAAAAAAGAUUCUGGAAGUCCUAAAAUGUAUGUCUUCGGUGGAAUGUGUGGUGCUCGCCUGGACGAUCUCUGGCAGCUUGACUUAGAAACUAUGUCGUGGUCAAAACCAGAAACAAAAGGGGUGGUGCCACUCCCACGAAGCCUGCACACAGCCAGUGUUAUAGGAAACAAGAUGUACAUUUUUGGUGGAUGGGUUCCACACAAGGGGGAGAAUAUUGAGACUUCACCUCAUGAUUGUGAAUGGAGAUGUACUAGUUCAUUUUCUUACCUAAAUCUGGAUACAGCAGAGUGGACCACCCUAGUAUCAGAUUCUCAGGAAGAUAAAAAAAAUUCAAGACCAAGACCACGAGCUGGACACUGUGCUGUUGCAGUUGGCACUCGAUUGUAUUUUUGGAGUGGAAGAGAUGGCUACAAAAAAGCACUGAAUAGUCAAGUUUGCUGCAAGGAUCUUUGGUAUCUUGAUACUGAGAAACCCCCAGCACCGUCACAAGUGCAGUUGAUCAAGGCCACCACCAGCUCUUUCCAUGUCAAAUGGGACGAAGUGCCCACGGUGGAGGGCUACCUCCUGCAGCUGAGCACGGACCUGCCGCACCCCGCCGCACCGCCGGACUCCGCGGCGGCACCGCAUCUGCCAGGAGUCAGAAUGGACCCUCACAGACCAGGCAGUAAUAGCACCGUUCCUAACAGUAUCAGUGAUGCAAUGAACAGUACAAAGACUGAACAUACACCUAUGAAAGGAACUUCUGUGAAAAACAGAUUAAAAUACCAAGGAUAUGUGACAAGAACCAUAAUAAGCACACUUACUGCAGGCGUUAUGUUAAUAACUGGUCUUUUCACUUUAAUUUUAGGUCCUCAUACUUCAGCAAAUAUAGGUGUUCUAAGUAGUUGCCUGGACUUAAGAACAGUAAUCCCUGAAACUUCUGUAUCCAGUUCUGUUUCCAGCGCACAAACUAUGGUAACCCAGCAGACCAUUAAAACUGAGUCAUCCAGUACAAAUGGGGCAGUUGUUAAAGAUGAAACUUCACUAACAACAUUCAGUACCAAAUCUGAAGUUGAUGAUACGUGUGCCCUGCCCGCAUCUAAGAUCAGCCGUGUGGAGGCGCAGGCCACAGCGGUGUCGUUUUCUAAAGAGACUCCUUCGAAUCCAGUGGCCACAGUGAAAGCUGGAGAACGACAAUGGUGUGAUGUAGGAAUUUUUAAAAAUAAUACAGCUUUGGUGAGCCAGUUUUAUUUGCUGCCAAAAGGGAAGCAAAGCAUCUCAAAGAUAGGAAAUGCGGACGCACCCGACUACAGUUUACUUAAGAAACAAGACCUUGUUCCAGGCACAGGAUACAGAUUCAGGGUGGCAGCCAUCAAUGGCUGUGGAAUAGGCCCUUUCAGCAAAAUCAGUGAAUUUAAAACUUGUAUUCCUGGUUUUCCUGGAGCUCCUUCUGCAGUCAGAAUUUCAAAGAAUGUUGAGGGUAUCCACCUUUCCUGGGAACCUCCAACUUCACCUUCUGGAAAUAUUUUGGAAUAUUCAGCCUACUUGGCUAUCCGCACAGCACAAAUACAAGAUAAUCCAAGUCAGCUUGUGUUUAUGAGGAUUUAUUGUGGUCUUAAGACAUCAUGUAUAGUAACUGCCGGGCAACUUGCAAAUGCACACAUCGAUUAUACGUCCAGGCCUGCCAUUGUGUUCAGGAUAUCAGCAAAGAAUGAGAAGGGAUAUGGACCAGCGACACAAGUUCGAUGGCUUCAAGGUAACAAUAAAAAAGCACCUUUAAAUUGAUUUUGUUUUUUUACUGAAGUUGUUGUGAUAAUUAUUUAUUAGUAACUGGUUAUGAAAUUUGUCAUUUAAAAGAGUAUUCUCUGUAUUUCUAGUACGUAUGAGUUUGAGUUUGUAAAUUGUUCUUAAAAUGUAUUUGCUCAAUUUUAGACCCAAAUAAAAAUAGAAAAGAAGCAAAGACUCUCUGAAAAUUAGUGUAUGGAUUUGUCCUUACAGUUAUAUAACUACUCUUUGAUGAAAGAAAGUAGUAAAAUCAAGUUAAAAGCUAGAAGGCUUUAUUACCCCAGUGUCUUUUCUAAAGGCCACAUGCCUCAGUCACCCUAGAGUUACUGAGACGAUUCUAGUGCCUGGCCGUCGUGCGCUGUGCCGGCUGAGCGGACGCUCUCUCGGCCGCAGAGGCCCUGUCCUUGAGCGCCCCCCUCAGCAGCGGCUCUCCAACAGCCGUCUCCUACGGGGUAAUAUUUGUGAUACUAACAUUAGGAGCCGCUGUUUGAUUCGUUUUUAUUUUGUUUACCUUCAGUUAGCACAGAGCUUAAGAAAUCAAAAAAGAAAGAAAGAGGCGAGUUUAUAAACUCUGGUUUUGAGUUUUCAUUAUUUUCCAAGAAUCAUAGCAAAAUACAAAAAGAAUAAUGGGUUUUCUUGAUUCAUACCUGGCUGAUAUACUGGACUAUAUUUUUGGCCAAAGCACUGAACCUACCUGGUCCUUGAUUUCCUCAUUAAUACAAGAGGGAGUUAAAACAAUUUACAUAUGAAGUUUCUUUCAGCACUAAAAUGCUGUCUUUUCAUCAAAAGCAAAGUAUAUCUGUGAACAUUUUAACAAGUGUCUUAAUGGCUCCAACUUUGUUUUUGCUGAAACUAAAACGUGUGGAAGUUAAAAUUCAGAAUUGAAGUACAUGCCCUCCUUAUUACAGAAAGAAAGAAGCACCUUAACAGGACACAAGUUUUGAAAUAGUGUUUUAAACAUUUGUAAGAUUUUUGUAAAUGCUCUAAAUGUUUUAUUUUUGCAUUGUUUUUACCUCAAAAUUGUAUAAACUUUUUUACAACUGAGAAAUAAGCAUUAGGCAGCUCCCCCAGGCCCCACUGCGACCUUGUGGAUGCGACAGGCGGUGAGGGCCCUCUGCUCCGGGGUGCUUGCUCGGAACCUUCUAGGACUCUCCCGGUUCCGCUGGGAUUUCAGACCUGGAAUGAAUAUGCAGAGCAGUGUAACUGCGGGAAAGACGGCGCAGACUACAGCCGCCGGGGCCAGGCCUGUGUUUUUUACCACGCGACCUUAUGCCAGGCCGGGCGGGCUGAGGAGCUGUGUCCUCGGGCUCCACGUAAAACAGUCCCGGCCACGAUGGAUUUAAUUGUGCAGGAUUGAUAUAUAUGUAUGUUCCAGUUACUAAUUUAAAGUGUAUAGAAUAUUUUAAUAUAUAAUUUUUGUAAAGAACUGGGAUUUUUAUACUACAGUAUUUGUAAUUAAUGUGUCUCACUAAUUAAGUCUCUCUUGAAGAAAAUAUGCAAGCUGUUAGACACGUAACGAGUGAUUUCCAUACUCUAAAGGUAAAAUAAAUGCACUACUCCGGUGUUAUUAGAAUACCUUUUUUUGUGUGUGUCUGUAUGAUUCCUUAAUCUUUACAUGUGUAUUUUCACAACAAAUGUUUACAAGGAGCUUCUCUGGUCUGCUGUCUCAGCACCGCCGUUGGUGAGAGCUUCAUUCUGCAUUUGUUAAAUUCAUAUGCUUUGCUUUUAGCAUAUGCUUGCUUUUUGCACUAGUAGAAUUUUAACUUACCUCAUUGUUAUGUUUGUAAUCAUUUGUAUAGCUUCCAUGAUAUGUCUGGUAUAGGCUAAAACAAAUACUUAAACCAAAGUUAAAAUAAAUGGUAAGCAAUUUUGCACAUAUUAAAUGCUAGGAUUUUUGUGUAUAUAUGUGUGUUUAGUUAUAAAAAGAGUAAGAAUGAAAAGGUAUAGUAAGUAUAUGUUUCAAGUCCAAUUAUUUUAAUGAUCCAUCUGCUUUAUUAGAAAAAGGUCUUGCUUUUAACUCCUUAAUUCUCUGUAUUAAUUAACAAUUAGCAUCUUGAAGCACUUCUCUUAAUGACAAGGGCAAAGUUGACUUUAAGCAAAUAGAAUAUUUGUUUGAGUGUGCACAUUUAUAACUAUUUAGUAUUUGGUUUACUUUACUUUACGUUGCUCAUAUGCCUCUAUUGUGCCAUGAACCUGUGGUUCUAACAUAUAUCUUAUUUUCUAGAGAGAGAGGCAGUCUUUUCUAUACCAAGGGAUUUGUGAAAAUAACCAAUGGUUUUACUUUGAGAAUUAGUCCAGAUUCUGUACUGUUUUUUUGUUUUGUUGUGUUGCAUUUUGUUUUGUUUUGGCUUUUGUGCAUUAAGCAGUGGUCACAUUUGUCAGUGACUGAAAGAUGCCGUCGAGUGAUCUUUGUGGCUUGACAUUAAUAAUUAAUAACAGAUCUUGGAGCUGUGUGUUCAUGAAUAGAAUGUACUCCGGUAAAUAACAAGAGAAGUGCAUCUAGCUCCCUAUGAUUUGCACAUUUUCUAAGUGAAGAUCCCUUUGAGUAGCAGUGGGCUAGAUCAUGCAGAUAGCUUUCGCUGAGGGUUUACACUGCAUUAAAGGACUUUCUUUACUCCUCCUUGCUGAACAAGCAGUUCAGAUGUACAAGCCUUUGUGCCACAGUCCUCUCCCUGGGCUCUACAACUUUCGUUCACAUGUGUAGUAAAAAGAUUUUGAUGUUGCAUGCUCUUUGAAUUAUGUUUUCUAAAAUAUUGUAUUGGCUUCGUUUUAGUUUAGCAAACUGUUUUGACAGUUUAACUAGAAAUAGGGUAUUAUAAAGUCACUGUUAUCUGCAUAAAAAAAAAUCUGACUGCAUGUAUGAAGACCCUGUGCCCUGUAACCCAAUUACAUAAACAUAAUCAUCUCCAAGCAGAUCAAACUGUUGGUGUAUUAUUUCAAAGACUGGUAGCCUAGCAAAGAACUGUUCUGGUUAGAGAUCUGGUCUAUUAUAACUGUAUAACUGAAGGUAUUUUUAUCUUAAAAAAUUGCAGCACUUGUAGCAUCAAGAUCACUUGUAACAUUGGCUCUGAAGAGAUAAUUCGUGUUGAAAGCUAUCAUAGUAAUCUACCCGUGAAUGAAAUAGGUUGCAAAAUAGACUUGGUCUUUGACUGCAUAAAGUAUAAACUGACAGUUACAUUUCCCAAGACUGAUUUUAGGCAGUUUUAUAUGUUAUGUACCAGUGAUAUGUAAAAUAAAGCACCUUUUCUAUUAUAACCAA
Molecule: messenger RNA, 5632 nt
Organism: Suricata suricatta (meerkat)
Lineage: Eukaryota; Metazoa; Chordata; Mammalia; Carnivora; Herpestidae
Gene: HCFC2
Product: host cell factor C2
Exons: 15
Coding region: 13-2373 (786 amino acids)
Biological process (GO): chromatin remodeling; regulation of DNA-templated transcription
Cellular component (GO): histone methyltransferase complex
Molecular function (GO): protein binding; transcription coactivator activity
Source: RefSeq, a predicted model, not a curated record